AUGCGGUUUCGAGAUCCAAACGAACCGAGCAACGCAGUCAUCCCUAUCGGCACUUAUUGUCCGGCUUGUCACGAAGACGCGGUAGCUGUGAAUAAUCAUAAAAAUAACAAAAAGUGGCGAAUACUAGACCGGUUGCUUUGCUGUAUACCGAGAAAAGAACGCCAAGCACCACCACCUUCAACAUCGCCACCGUCACCUGCGAACGAGCUAACCUGCCUCGCAUGCGGCUUCCUAUUCGCACCACUGCAAGAAUCCUAUUCACGGCGUAACUCUGACAUACUGGAGAGCGACAAACGACAACAACAGACUGAUGUAUACCACUACUACGCCGAUGGAGUAAUCCUGCCGCAACCGCCCCCGCUCCGACCACCGUCGUCGGUCUGGAUGCGACGGACGGGGUUCACUCCGCAGCCGGAACUGCUGGAAUUGAUGGACCAUGUCUGGUGUGGCGAUUGUGGUCUCUUCGUCAAGAGGGUCAGUGGCACCUGCUGUUCAAAGUGUGGUGUGGCCCUGAAAAGUAAUUUGUGA
This is a messenger RNA of Zychaea mexicana, 528 nucleotides long. RefSeq lists its product as uncharacterized. The transcript has 2 exons. NCBI's taxonomy places the organism in Eukaryota, Fungi, Mucoromycota, Mucoromycetes, Mucorales, Lichtheimiaceae. The coding region runs from base 1 to 528 and encodes 175 amino acids. The record is from RefSeq and is a predicted model, not a curated record.